AAUCGCUCUAAAAUUUGAAAAAUCAAGGAUAUCUCGCUGGGAUUACUUCGCAUCGCAAUUUAAUCGACGGAUUCUAGUUCCCGGUUUCAAAAUACGUUGUAAAAAAGUUUUCGGUAAAAAUCUGCAGAACAGUCGGGCGAAAUCCGACGUACAUUAGACAUGUGUGACGAACGAGCGAGGAGUAGGAGGUCAAGUUUGAACUUGAAUAAUGUAUCGGGAUUUCCAUGCAAUUUCAUGCAAUUUCAUCAAAUUACCCUUUUAGCGGUAAUUCGUGAUUUCCAUCGCCGUUUACCCGUAACCGCCCCUAGUUUAUACAGCCCUCCGAUUCCAGGGAGCAGUGUGUACAGCCCGUUUCCGCAGCGUUGACAACGAUGGAUCCGGAGCGUAAAUAUCACGAGUGGUACAAUCUCGUGUGCCGAAUCCUUUCGAUGACCGCGUUGUGGCCGGAUCAGGAAAGAAAGGGGAUCCGCGAGGCGAUGCACGAGAUCGUCGCCAUCGUGACGGCGAUGGCUACCUUCCUGAUGCUCGCGUCGUCUCUGAAUUACUGCCUUUUUCACUUCCAAAAUCUCGAGCAGCUGAUGCGGGGCAUCGGUUUCCUGGGGACGCUGGUCCUGAUGAGCGUUAAGAUAGUGAUAAUCAUACUGCGCCGCGAUAUGAUCGCUGAUCUGAUAAAAACGCUGAACACCAUGUGGCUCGAGGACCUCAAGGACGCCGUUCUGCGCCCAAUUCUUCUCAGGCACCUGAAAGCCCUGUCGACAUUUUCCUACCUGCAAACCGUGACCGUCGGGGGGGCGGUGGUCGGGCAUCUGAUCGGCCCUAUCACCGGAAUACUUUACGGAUCAUUCAGCGACGCGACGGUGGUCUACCUGCUCCCGUUGCCGGUGAAAUUCCUCUGGAGCGAAUCCGGGGGGACGAUAAUUUACUCGGCCAAUUACCUGUUCAGUAUUUUCGUCGGCUGGGCCUGCGUCAGCAUAAUCGUCGGACUGGACGGAUUAUUCUGCGUGAUGGUUCUGCAGAUAACGGGUCUACUCAGGGUCGUCUCUUUUCGCAUGAGGAAUUUUUCGUCGGCUACGGAUUUCGAAAACGGAUUUCGCAAAUGCGUCCAAAGGCACUCGGUUCUCACCCGAUGCGUCGACCAAAUGCAAAAGGUAUACGGAUUCACGAUCCUCAUACAAUUUUUGGUGAACGCCCUCGUCAUAUGCGCCUUGAUUUUUCAAGCCUCUCAGAUCGAAGUACUCACCGUUGCGAGGACGAUGGUAUACGGAAUUUACAUAACGAGCAAGCUCGUGCAGACUUUGAUGUACAGUUGGUGCGGAGAAUUGUUAACGCACGAGAGCGAGCAGGUGUCCCACGCGGCGUACGAAAGCGAUUGGAUCCUGGAGUCUGUGGACGUGAAAAUGAAGAGGAACAUGGCGAUGGUAAUCGGAAAACGUCCGUUCGUUCUGACCGCCUGUCACUUCGCGAGCGUAUCCUUCGGGAUGUUCACCAAGAUAAUCAACACCGCGGCGUCGUAUUACUUCAUGCUGAAGACCGUUGAAUCGAAGUAAGCGCGACAAUAGCGUAACUUACUGAUUCCAUUUUUCUCUUGGAUCGGAUCGCGUCUGGCAAAAAACGUGGACUCCGAAAUCCGGAUGGUACGGCCCGGCACCUUUUCACACGUAUCCGAUAUGCAGCACAAUAAUAUUUACCUCGGCGAUGAUCGUCGCUGAUACCGGAGUGGCUGAAACGGCAUAAAUAUAAAUAUGUAUUCAAACUUGGAAGGUCGAGCUUCUAAUAAAGGAAUCGGAUCAUAAAAAGUAGUACCCG
Molecule: messenger RNA, 1806 nt
Organism: Athalia rosae (coleseed sawfly)
Lineage: Eukaryota; Metazoa; Arthropoda; Insecta; Hymenoptera; Athaliidae
Product: odorant receptor 82a-like
Exons: 5
Coding region: 372-1547 (391 amino acids)
Biological process (GO): detection of chemical stimulus involved in sensory perception of smell; sensory perception of smell
Cellular component (GO): plasma membrane
Molecular function (GO): odorant binding; olfactory receptor activity
Source: RefSeq, a predicted model, not a curated record